Pleuronectes platessa (European plaice) is the source of this 3274-nucleotide messenger RNA. RefSeq names its product GATA binding protein 6 (gene gata6). The transcript is spliced from 7 exons. Gene Ontology annotation, molecular function: DNA-binding transcription factor activity, RNA polymerase II-specific; RNA polymerase II cis-regulatory region sequence-specific DNA binding; zinc ion binding. Lineage: Eukaryota; Metazoa; Chordata; Actinopteri; Pleuronectiformes; Pleuronectidae. Bases 452 to 2053 code for a protein of 533 amino acids. Gene Ontology annotation, biological process: positive regulation of transcription by RNA polymerase II; epithelial cell differentiation; cell fate commitment. The record is from RefSeq and is a predicted model, not a curated record. Gene Ontology annotation, cellular component: nucleus.
GCGAGAAGAGACAAGUUUUUCUUUCUGUGCCUCCUCUGUUUCUUUAUCCGCCCCUCACGGCGCACAGUCGGGUUAAAUGUGCGUAAUGUGGGGCCGAGCGCGGCGGGACUUUACGCGUCAAUUCGGGGUGUCGUUUUUUUUUUUUUUAUCGCUCGAGUCUUCCCCUCGGUCCUUAUCUGUUUCGGGUCUUAUCAAAUGGUUAUCUCUUUUUUGCUGUGAAGACAUAUUGCGUUUUGUUUUCCAAUCUCUUAUGUGUGUGCAUGUGUGUGUGGGAGGACAGGGAUUUGACACGGAUGGAUCCAGGCGCUCUCGUGCGCUCUUAAUGGGAGUAUGACAGCCCCUGUGGACUGAAUGGUGUUUGACUGGAGUUAGAGAUGAUCAAGUUUUAGUUUAGUAGAUUCUUGAUUUAUUCUUUAUUUUUUUAUUUUUUAUUUCAGCCUCUCCUCUAAAGAUGAAAUCACACUCUCUGCCCGAAGUGGACUUGCGUUUUUCCACAACUUUGGGUAGACAACUCCCUGAGCAUUUUUUAUUAACCCCUCCGGUGUAUGGAAAGUGCUCCUGGAUGGAGCUGGGCGAAAACAGCUGGUCAAUGGUCAAGCGAGAAGUAUCCAGCAGCCCAGGGUCACCGGCUGAGCAGACCUACCUGCCAGGUGACAGCAGGAGGAACGGCCCCACCUCGGAGGAGCUGAGGACGGCUCCGAGCGAGCUCGACGCGCUGGGGCACCGCCGCUCCGACGGCAGAUCACUGCACUCCUACGUUCACUUCGGACACCAUAACAACACCCUGAACGCCGCCGAGGACAUCCCGCUGUUUACGGAUUUAGACCAGGGCAGCAAGCUCGUCCUACCCAGCGGAGCGCACAAGGCGAGCCUGCUGCUGGACUCGGCCGACAUGUACCAAACGCUGGCCAUCGCCGCAGCCCAAAGCCAGACUGGAUAUGAUUCCUCCUCUGGUGGUUACAUGCACUCCAACCCCAACUCUCCCGUGUACGUGCCCAGCUCCCGGGUGGGCCCCAUGAUACCCAGCCUAUCUUACCUGCAGGCCAGCGGCUCUGCGCAGUCCAGCCACGCCGUCUCCAGUCACUCGGUCUGGUCGCAGUCCACCCCGGAGAGCCCCUCGUACAGCACCGGGAGCCCGCACACCUCCAGCCGGUUCCACUACCCUCCAAGUCCGCCCAUGAAUAACGGAACCCCGAGAGACACCGGUUACACUAACACGCUGAACAUGAGCAACAGGGACCAGUACGGCCUCUCUCGGCCCCUCGGUGGCACCUACGCGAGUCCAUACUCUCCUUACGUCGCACCGCAGCUCUCCCAGCUGCCCUCGCCUUGGACCGGGGGACCUUUCGACAACACCAUGCUGCACACCUUGCAGAGCAGAGGCGCGCCCCUGAUCCGAGCACCAAACGGAGAUAUUCUCGACGACAUGGGGGAGAGCAGGGAGUGCGUCAACUGCGGCUCCAUCUCCACGCCGCUGUGGAGGCGCGACGGCACGGGCCACUUUCUCUGCAACGCCUGCGGCCUGUACAGCAAAAUGAAUGGGCUGAGCAGGCCAUUAAUUAAACCCCAGAAACGGACGUCGACAUCAAGAAGAAUCGGCCUCUCCUGCGCCAACUGUCAAACCAGCACGACAACUCUGUGGCGCAGAAAUGCAGAGGGAGAGCCAGUGUGCAACGCAUGCGGCCUUUACACAAAAUUACACGGGGUACCUCGGCCGCUCGCAAUGAAGAAAGAGGGAAUUCAGACGAGAAAAAGAAAACCCAAGACAAUGAAUAAAGCAAAGGGAUCCUCUGGAAAUAACAACUCAAUCUCUAUGACUCCCACAUCCACCUCCUCAUCCAAUUCUGAAGAUUGCUCGAAAAACAGCUCUCCCUCCGGACAGGUGUCAGGGGUCAGUUCGUCUGUGCUGUCCAGCUCAGGGGAGGGAACAGGCUCGGCCUCAGCGCUGAAGUACCCGGCACAGGACGGCCUGUACACCAGCGUGGGCUUGACCCAGCCAUCAGAUGUAGCUUCAGUGAGGGGUGAACCCUGGUGCGCCAUGGCUCUAGCUUGAACACCAAAAUCUGGUUGUGGGAGGACAUCAAUCCCUGGCCCCUUCUGUCUGGAUGCUAUGUGUUGUGGAAGUAUUCCGGGGGCAUUGUUUGUUUCCUUCCUUGCAGCUGAUGCAAGAGAGAGUCGGACGUUGGGGGAAAAAGAAUCGUGAGACCACUUCAGGUCGUGCUGCGAGCUUGAAGAUUGGAGUAUCUGGGAUUUGUUUCCAGAUCGGUGUGGGGAUCUUGUUGCCUUAAAGAAAAAGAAAAACCAAAAAGGGAGACUCCAGGCCUGUGAUCAACCAGGUGGCCUGCUGCGGACGGUUCCUGGACCUGCCGUGCCCUCGAUAUCUCACCCCGUCCGUGGCACAGAACCAGACCCGGGGGUCAAGAAGCAAGGCCAUCGUGUACAUAACGGAUUUCCUCUCGGAAGAAAAAAGCUGUUGAUUGGAUAUCAGUGCUUCAUAAAGCGCUGAGCUCUUUUUAAGUACAUUUAGAUUUUUCCUUUUCUUUCCACAACUGGAAUCAUGCCACACGUGCCGAGACAACUUUAAUGAAUCAAAAGAAGAAAGAAUAUUUAUAAAUCUUCCAAUGUUGAAAACAUGGCUAUGAUUGUUAAUAAAGAUAUCAAUAUAGAGUAGAAGUUAAAACCUUUCUGAUGUCUUCUUUUCCUAUUUUUAUUUCUUUACAAGUGGUUGUUAGUAGCAGUAGUGUUGAAUCUGCACAUGUUUUCCACUGAAAGCUCUUACUGUAUUUGACUGAAACUUGUUUGGUUUAAACAGGGUAUAAAUGACUGUGUCAUCUAGUGUGUUUGUUUAAUUCAUUGCAAAUAUCGACUCCUUCAGACUAAUUUUUUUUGAUACUUGUCGGCUGUGGGCUGUAGCGUGAUGGUACUUCUCUCAAAGCAGGGCUUCGAAAACACUAUUUCACAUGUGAAGAGGUCGGACGGCUCGCUGGAACAAAGCACACCCAGAAUAGCUGUGAGCCAACCUGACAUUUAUGUUACACAACUGUUGGCUUUGCAACCUGAUUCAUUAUAGACUGUGUAGCUGUCACAAUGCAAGUAUGUACUGUUGCAUCAAUUUGUAUACCACAAUCAGAGCAAUGUGGAGAGUGAGGUCACCUGAACAAAUUCAUGUUACUUUCGAUGACUAGUCCCAGCGAGGAUCCAAAGGAAUGUAACGACCCAGCAGUUUAACGUGGCGAGAUGUUUAAUGAGACAAUAAAUAAAGAUGCAAACAGUU